GGGAGCCGUGGAGGACGGAGAGAAAGCAGCACUUUCGGUCAGCUCUCAGCGAACCCUGGAAGAGCUCUUUUUAAGAGAGAACGCAAGAAAAUGACGAGUGGAUGUUUAUGAGGACUGCAUGUUUUCGCUUUAUGUUACCAACAAUGGAAAUGCUGACAUGUUCGGCGCUGUGCUGGUGCUGUUAAAGGCAGGGGAUUAACAAAAACAGGACUGCAGUCGCGAAGAUUACAGCCGAGAAUGAACGGGUUCCAGCCGAGCCCUCCGGAGUGUCCGGUGGGGAGCGUCUGCUCGAUCGAGGGCCUGCCCCCCCUGCCCAAAGGCCUCAGCGGGAUCCUGAACUCCAGCGGCGGAUCGUGGAGGGACAUCGAGAAGGUCUACAGCAAGAAGACCCGCAUCCAGGCCGACAUCAGCAAGUCCCGGGUCAGCGACUCCCUCGGCCGCAGCAAGCCCGCCAGCCUGGACGCGGCGCUCGCCAUGCUCCGUAAGGAGAUGGUGGGACUGAGGCAGCUGGACAUGUCUCUGCUCUGUCAGCUCUGGUCUCUGUACGAGUCCAUCCAGGAGUACAAAGGAGCCUUCCAGGACAUGUCCUCGUCCCUGCUGUCCGAGAGCUCCUUUACCACAGAGAACGGCUUCUCCGAGGAGGAAGAGGAGGAGGAAGAGGAGGAGGAUGAGGGAGGAGAGGAGCCGCAGGGUGCGCCUGGGACCCCGCUGUCCCUCCCACAGCCCACCCAAAACUCCCGGGACCAGUGGAUCAAGGAGUCCUUCCACAUCCCUUUAUAGGACGCUCGGUCUGCGUCGCGCAUUGCUGAGGGUGAGGCUUGGUGAACCCCGCUUUGGGCAGAGUCUGAUCAGAACCCCUCUCUGCCUCCUGAAAGCAGCCGGGUCAGAACACGCCUGUCACUACCUCGCCGACUCUCCGACCGAAACCUGCAGGCCGGGUGGCUUUCUGGAUCACAUGACCUUCACUGGUAAAAAACAAUAUUUUAAAAAAGAUUUCAUUUUUUUACCAGUAAAGAUUGUUUUAUCCAUUGUAAGGCCCCUGACUUUUUCGGUGCUCUCUGAAAUCAAAACCGUUUGAUUGGCUGAGAACGGUGAGUCCUGCAAUGCUCAGAGAAGCUCCGCCCCUUGCGGGAUUCGCGAAGCCUCACUCUGCCGUCACUGCUGAGCGUGUGCCAUGCUGUGUCCGACCCCGGCGCUGGGGCCGGCCCACCACUCUCAUCCACUUCCUGUGACUAUCUCUCGCACUUCCUGCUCUCAGACUGGUGCUGUGCUCAACUCUGCCAGUUAUACUGUGUUACAGGUUUUAUAGAUACCUUUAAAAAACAGCUGGCUAAAAAAGGUUCAUUUGGUCUCUUCCAAAGAAUGUUGUGGGUGUUAUCUAUGGGAGGUAACCAUGGAAACAGCAAGAGGAAACUCCACCCUGCCAGAGGGAGCCAAGCUCCAAGACUCUGUCCUGCCUUAUUUCUUUGGAGGCGUUUGUCUGGACAGGAGGCCAAAUCUACUGUUUUCUUCCAGUUUUAAUAUAAAUGCCUUUUUCAAUCUUUCAUUGGCAUCCAUUUUUUUUACUUUGUUCUUUUUCUGAUGAUUGUAAACGUUGUAUUUUCCAAACAGGGGGGAAGAGGGGCCUUUUAGUCUUCAUGUAUGGAUUAAAUAUUUCACUUGUUUAUACAUGUUUGUUUUUUCUACGCUUUGAUUCCAUGUAGUCACGGACUCAUCAGAGUUAUGAGAAUAAAAUGACUUUUAAUAUCCAGAUCUCUUCUGAGUCCUAGACAUUGACCUGGGUUUCAAACUCAAAGAAAAGACUGUCAGAGCAAAGUGUGUGAUGUGUUAGCUGAGGUGUAAAGUUUAUAAGUGAUUUUAAAGAUGACAGACAUGUACACUGAUUGUAGUUUGUCACCUGUUUGCUUACCAAUGUUAUAAACACUGAAACAGGAAGUACCCUCACCUUUAUCACUUAUGUGUGACGUAUUAUCUGGUGCUUAAAUUCCCCCGAUCUGCCCUUUCUCUUCUUCAGUAAAAGCCAGUUUGGAUGCAGAGCUAGUAGAUUCUGGGUGGCAUCACUUCCACAGUCUGUGUUUAUCAAACCCCUGUAACCCUGGAGCACCAGCAACCUGCUUUAAAAUGAUAUCAGUCAUCAACAAGCAGAAUGAUUAAUAAUUCCUUGGAUAAAACUGAAAAAUUGCAAAAAGAGAAUUGAGAAUGUUACUAAUCUUAAAAAUAUUAAUUGAUAUGUCAUAAAGGCUUAUAAACGCAUUCUAAUAAAUAUU
Molecule: messenger RNA, 2267 nt
Organism: Megalops cyprinoides (Indo-Pacific tarpon)
Lineage: Eukaryota; Metazoa; Chordata; Actinopteri; Elopiformes; Megalopidae
Gene: fam89b
Product: family with sequence similarity 89 member B
Exons: 3
Coding region: 238-780 (180 amino acids)
Source: RefSeq, a predicted model, not a curated record